Messenger RNA from Mercenaria mercenaria, 1230 nucleotides. Its product is annotated as interferon-induced protein 44-like. The transcript has 6 exons. Lineage: Eukaryota; Metazoa; Mollusca; Bivalvia; Venerida; Veneridae. Bases 45 to 971 code for a protein of 308 amino acids. The record is from RefSeq and is a predicted model, not a curated record.
GUUGCGUUAUAGAUAAUUCGCAAAUUCGUUGCAUUAAGGUGGAUAUGGAUUUCUUUAAAAAGCUCUUUGGAUCAAAGCAAAAAGGAAAGGCACAACAAAUGCCUGAAGAAGUAAAGCAGCCUGAAGAUGAAACUUCAUAUCCUGACAUAAUUUAUGACAAGCCGUGGAGAGAGUAUGAUUUUCUUGAAGAUAAUUGGGACAAAAAGUAUAGUGACACUUUGUUAGCGGAAAUAUACGAGACUACUGCAAAAUACGGAAGACUGAACAUCAUGAUGCUCGGGCAAGUACAGAGUGGAAAGUCUUCGAUAAUCAAUUCAUACUUUACAAUAACAGAGAAACGAAUUGCAUCAAGAACCAAAGUUGGAAAAGCUGACUCCUCAUUUUCACUUGAGUUUCAUGCUGUUCCCGGAGAAGGACAGUUAAAACAUAUAGUUUUUCAUGAUGUUAUGGGCCUUGAACUCGCUGAUGACCAAGGUAUUCAUAUGGAUGAUAUUUCAAGUGCUGCAAAAGGAAAACUGCAACCUGGAACUCAGUUCAAUCCACUGGCACCAGCGAAAGUUCAAGACGCAGCUGACGAUCGUGUGAUUCAUUGCGUAAUAUAUAUUGUCGACGCAGAAAAUAUCUUUUCAGAAGUUGUUGGAAGUUUUAAAAGCAAAGUGAAAAAAAUGGAAAACAUUCUGAAAAUUGGGCCCAACAGGAUGGUUAUCCUUACAAAGGUAGAUAACAUCAGCAACCAGGUAAAAGAUGAUAUACGCAAAAUAUUUAAAAGCGAAAAUGUAAAAAAAGCCGUUGAAAGUGCUCAAAACGUGUUUGGAGUCCCAAAGAACUAUGUUUUUCCUGUUAAAAACUACACAGAUGAGACACAAAUCCAAUCCUUCAAGAAUAUCCCUCUACUACUUGCCCUGCAACAAGCUGCGUAUUUCGGCGCCGAUUAUAUGCGAGGAAAAGAAGUCGAUAAUGCAAAGAAAUAAGGACCUAAUUUAAACAGACCAUAAUGUAUUUUGAGAAGAGUUUUGUUAGAAAUAAGUAUCAUCACGUAAAACGCCAUCAUUUUGCACUUGAUAACGUUAACAAUUGUACUAUUCCAAUGUGUUUGCGGCCGUUAAUUCUGUUUCAGUUGUGAAUAAAACUUAUGCCUCACCACGUAUAUUUUCAGUAAACCAUAUAUAUAUAUAUAUAUAUAUGUUGUAAAAAAAAGGACUUUAAUCACAAUAAAUACAUACUUCUACA